Messenger RNA from Notothenia coriiceps (black rockcod), 780 nucleotides. RefSeq names its product m7GpppN-mRNA hydrolase-like. Gene Ontology annotation, molecular function: 5'-(N(7)-methylguanosine 5'-triphospho)-[mRNA] hydrolase activity; RNA binding; manganese ion binding. NCBI's taxonomy places the organism in Eukaryota, Metazoa, Chordata, Actinopteri, Perciformes, Nototheniidae. Gene Ontology annotation, biological process: nuclear-transcribed mRNA catabolic process, nonsense-mediated decay; deadenylation-dependent decapping of nuclear-transcribed mRNA. The record is from RefSeq and is a predicted model, not a curated record. Gene Ontology annotation, cellular component: cytoplasm; P-body.
UGUUGGUCUGGGGCUCACCUGAGGUGCACGUGCAGAUGGAGCUGCUGUUCUUAAGGCUGUAGCGCCUGUUUGCGCUGAGAUAUCGCAAUGCUUUCCUCCAACAUGGAAACAAAAAGAGUGGAGAUCCCGACCGGAAUGCUGGAGGACCUCUGUAGCCGCUUCAUCCUGCACAUCCCCAGCGAGGAGAGGAACAACGCUAUCUGGGUGUGUUUCCAGAUAGAGCUCGCCCACUGGUUCUAUCUGGACUUCUGCACGCAGAACACUCCCGGAGCUCCUCACUGUGGGAUCAGAGACUUCGCCAAAGCAGUGUUCCAUCACUGUCCGUUCCUGCUUCCUAAUGGAGAAGACGUCCAGAAGAUCCUGGAGCAGUAGAAGGAGUACAAAGUGCCUACUUUUGGAGCCAUCAUUCUGGAUGAAUCUCUAGAAAAUGCUCUGCUGGUUCAGGGAUACCUCGCUAAGUCCGGCUGAGGCUUUCCAAAGGGGAAAGUUAAUGAGGAUGAAGCUCCUCACGACUGUGCCGUGCGAGAAGUGCUGGAGGAGACUGGCUUCGACAUAAAGAAUCGUAUUUCCAAAGACGUGUUCCUCGAGCAGAAGAUCACAGGCCAGGUGGUUCGGCUAUACAUCAUCCCCGGGGUGUCGUAGGACACAAAGUUCCACCCACGGACGAGGAAGGAGAUCAGGAACAUCGAGGGUUUCUUAUUGACAAAGCUGCCAUGUCAAAGGAACGACAAAGUCUAACUCGGACUCGCCAACAGAUUCUUCAUGCAUUCCCUUCAUUAG